CUUCACCAAUGAUAUUAGGCAGAGAUAGGAAGCCAAGACUAAUAAGCCUCUUUAAAAGACGUCAUGAAUGUGGGCAAGUUUCAGUAUAUUUAGUGGACCACAGCGGUUUCAAAUCGACAUUGGAAAAGUCCGCAUUGUUGUUGAUCCCUCCCGUCGUGUGAUUUGGGAAAAUUCCGCAUAGAUCGAUCCCUUUCUUCUGUUUUUUUACUCAUUUUUCUACAGCGCUUCAUACCCUCGUUUCUCCCUUUUCUUACAUCAUUUCCUUUUUUCUUUUUCUUCAAAAACUCUUCUAUUCUUCUGUCCAAAAAGUCCAGCGAACAAGCUCUUCAUACUCUUCUUUCGAUGUCCCAUUUGACCUCACCCUCAGAAUGGGUCGCUCCGAUUGUUUCGUUACUAUCCCUAGCGAUCCUGCCUUUGGGCCCUGUCUUGUUUCCUAGAGCUUAUUUGAUCCUGCUCUUUGUCUAUUUCUUUGUAUUCCUGUAUUCCCAAGUCAACCAUUUAUGCAAGUUCUAUUUGACCGCUCGCCGUAUGCGUCGUACGAUCAGCAAAUGGAACGCACGACUUGCAGCAACUUGCUCUUCGGCCUCCGCCUCGUGCGAUGACGAUACCAGCGGUUAUGGUGACCUCAUUGACGAUGCCAAGGCAAGCAGCAGCGGCAGAAUCGAGUCACCAAACUUUACGCGCGGACGCAUUGUGGAUAUCGAAGAAAAGCUGCAGUACUACGAAGAUCCACGGUUCAUGCAUGCCUUCAUUAUUCCCAACUACUGUGAACCCGAAGGCCUUUUACGUGACACGAUUGGCCGUCUUGCGAACCACCGAAACGCACAAACGCAUUAUAUCAUCAUACUUGCAAUGGAACAAUCUGAAGCUGGUUAUGAAGAGAAAGGGCGACGCAUUCAGGAGGCUUUUGCAGGUCAAUUUCUCCAAUUCAUCGUGACAGGCCAUCCUGCGGACAUCCCUGGUGAAUCCCGUGGCAAGGGGUCUAACGUUGCGUAUGCGGCCCGGUACGGUUGUUCAGAGCUGUCAGACCGAAUUGAUCGACGCCGGGUGAUUUUGACCGUGACUGACUCGGAUUCUGCCAUCCCUGAGCUCUAUGUGCGCGAGAUGGAAGAUGCGCUCAACAAGGCAGACAAUCCAUACCACCUCCUUUUGGCCCCACCCAUUUUCUUUUCGCGCAAUUGUUUUGAAGUGCCUGCAGCGGUGCGAGUGACCGACAUCACUUGGUCUGCCAUGGUCAUGGCCAAUUUGGGCAACAGUCGCGGAAUCGCUUUCCCUUGCUCCACAUACAGCCUGAGCAUGGUGCUCGCAGAACGUGUUGGGUAUUGGGACACUGGUGCCGAUGCCGUGGGCGAAGACAUGCACAUGUUUCUGAAAUGCUUCUUCAAAACGGAUGGCCAAGCACGCACAGUACCAAUCCAUGUUCCUAUCAACCUCACGAACGUUCAAACAAGCGGCUAUCUUUCCAACAUCAACGCUCGUUAUAUCCAAGCCAAGCGUCAUUACAACGGCGUUGCCGAUGUCGCCUACACUUUACGAAAUGCAAUGCGAAGCCGCACAAUGUCCUGGUAUGAUAAAAUGCUAGUCUGCCUGAAGGUUUUGGAAGCGCACAUGAUCCCUGUCACUUCAGGUUGGCUCAUGUUUGCGGCCGUGCCAUUGAUGCAAUUUAUCCUGUUUCCGCCCUACCCAUUGUUUGCUAUCGUGAAACCUCUGGAAAACCCCAUCUUGACUUCCGACUUUUAUGCCAAUCUUUGGAAUAUCGUCCGACUUGUCACGGUGUUUUUGCCAUUCCCUUUGUUUGGUACUCUCGCUGUGUAUGAGCACAUGCAUCGUUCUGUCGAUCGUGAACUUUUGCGGAAGGUAGAAUCGAGACGAUGGACCAACUUGUUCGACUAUGCUACCCUGCCCCUGGCUGCCUGGCUGUUUAUGACCCUACCGUCGACGCUGGCGUGCGUCAAGCGCCUGAGGAAAAGGGAAGAACAAUAUAUAGUCGCGGAGAAGUUUUUCAAGGAUGACGGUGUUGCCGCAAGGAUUGAGGCAUUGGCUGUAUAACAACAACACAAGAAUGGGAAAGAAUCCUGACUCUAUAUUUGGGAGGAAAGGAAAAAUAACAGACGAGAGGGAAGGGAUGAGGGACAGGAUCCCUUAUUUUGGUGAUGAACUGCAUUUAUUGAUUUUUUUAUUUAUUUUUGUUCCUAUUAUUAUACACUCUACCUACUUAUUCAUGUUGCAUUUACUCUAUUUUACCAUUUACAACUGCAUAAUAUAUUAUUCACGUUACAAUUCUGAACCUACUCCCAUAGUGCCCAUGUAACAAAUGUUUGUGUGACAAUGCUAACAUAACAAACUAUAUGCAGCCCUUAAAUUGUCUAGUGUCGUUAGCUCAGAAAUCUGCCA
This is a messenger RNA of Zychaea mexicana, 2394 nucleotides long. RefSeq lists its product as uncharacterized. Bases 343 to 2049 code for a protein of 568 amino acids. NCBI's taxonomy places the organism in Eukaryota, Fungi, Mucoromycota, Mucoromycetes, Mucorales, Lichtheimiaceae. The record is from RefSeq and is a predicted model, not a curated record. The transcript has 2 exons.